AUGGCCGCCGCAGGAGGGCGGCCGCGCCCGGCCGCCCUGGCGGCAGCCUCGCCCCGCCCGGCGCCCUCGCCCGAGCACGCCGGCUUCGGGGAGCCCUCCCGCCGCCCGCUGGCGUCCUGGGAGGCGCGGGAGGCCGAGCGGCACCUGUGCCGGAGGGCCCUGCUGCACGCGCGCCUGGCGGAGGCCGCCGCCGCGCUGCGCGUCGCCCGGGAGCUGGAGGCCUCGCGGCGGCCGGGCGGCCAGGAUGGAGGGACCGGGAGGCCGAGAUCGAGCUCUGGGAGGGGGAGAGGGCGCAGCUCCACGCCGCCUCGAGGCCCUGAGGGCCGCGCGGGCGCCGCCGCAGCCAGCGGCACACGGCGGGCGGCGCCUCGGGCCAGGCCGGGUGAGCGCGGGCCCACGCUGAAGCCGGGCGGGUGGUAA
Prorocentrum cordatum is the source of this 420-nucleotide messenger RNA. The record is from the annotation of a GenBank genome assembly. Lineage: Eukaryota; Dinophyceae; Prorocentrales; Prorocentraceae.